AUGAAUAAGAAAGAAAAUUAGUGCAAAUAUAGCAAGAAUGAUUUAGUUUACGCGAAGAUUAGGGGUUAUCCAUGGUGGCCAGGAAUCAUAGGAGAGAUUAAAAUGAAGCCCGGAGAAAACGGAGAAAAAAAGUACGAAUUGCUAGUCAAUUUCAUAGGUGAUCACUCACAUUCAAUGGUUAAUGAAGAUAAGCUUCAGAAAUUUUAUGUUAAGGAGAUAGAUUUUAAAAAUAAAAAGCGUAAAAAAUUAAUGCAAUCCAUUCAAAUAGCGAAUGACAUUUAUAAUGGGAAGUACACAUACGAAGAAUGGCGAAAUAGGGAUAAAAAGAGGUCACAGUAAUAGAAAAAGUCAAAAUAGAAUAAGGAUAAAAAAUCCUAGUUUAAUGAAAGCAAUUCUGAAGAUGGAAAUUCAUCAGAUGAUUAAAGAGAUAGCGAAAUAGAAGACGAUGAAGAAUAUGGACCUGUUUUAACAGCAAGACAGUCAUUUAAUUCUUAGGUGGCAGGAACACCUGUAGCAGCACUUUCAAAUGCUGGUAUAAAUAACAAUUAAAUAUCUUAGCAAAGCAAGUAACCCAAGACCAUGAAAAAACCAAGUGGAAAGUUAUCUAGUUCAGCAAAUGGUCAUUAAUAUCAUGAAAUUGACGAUGAAGAUGCUCCUUCAAAGGGCAGUAGCAAGUUAAAAAAUAAAAGAAAAAAUAAUAAGGUGAUCGAAGAUUCUGAAGAAGAAAAAUAUAAAGGAUUAUUUGGUCAUCAUAUAAGCAAUUCUGAUGCGAAUCAUGGUAGCGGAAUAGCUUUAAAUUAAAAUGGCAUCAAUUCUGCUAAUGUAAAGGGUAUGAAUUCUGCAGUUAGAAAUAGCAAUUCAACCCUUCAAAGUACUGCAAUAUUUUAGAAUGACCCAUCAGCGAAUAGUAGCACAAGCAGCAGUAGUCAUUAAUAAUAACUGAAUUCUAAUUCUAGCUCCAAUUUUAAUAAUAGCAAUACGAAUGGAGUCAAAAAUUAUACUCAAAAUUCAGUCUCAGCCAAUUCAGCACAAAGCAAAAACCUUAAAAAUGAUACCAUGGUUAUUGAAACAGACGAUGACGAGGAAGAAGAAGGAGGUGCUAUUCCUAAUAAUAACUUAAUGAAUUCUAAAAGCAGUUUAGGAAAUUCAACUGAAAAGCAAAGUAAAACUAGCAAUAUUCCUUUAUCUAAACUAGAUGAAACAUUGGCUAAAUAUCCACCCUUGCUAAUGAACCAAACUGCCUAAUCGUCAGAGGAGAAAAACAAAGCCUUAUAAAAUAGCAAAUAAGAAAAUAUACAGCAAAAGAACUAGGGUUUAAGCUUAAAGAAAUAGCAAAGCUUAGAAUAAAAGUAAAAUAAUAAUGCAAGUAUAGAUUUUACUAGAAGCAUUAGAUCUAAGCAAUCAAGUUUAGUUUCAAAUCAAUAAUAAGUAAUAGAGGAGGAAGAUGAUAACUCAGAAAUAGUAUAAGAUAGUUCUAACAAUGAUCAGCAAGUCGAAAUAAAAAUUGAAGAUUAUGAAGAUGAUAGCAAGAUAAUAUCUAAUAAAAGUAGAUUAAAUAACGAAAGCUCUCAAAUAAAAGAAAUAUAAAGUGAUGAUUUAGAUGACAUUGACUAAGAUUCUGAAAAUAAUUCAAAUUAAAGACAAACGAGAGCAAGCAAGCGUAAACAAAUCAAGAAAUCUAAAAAUUCUGCUCUGAUAACUAAAAUAGAUAAGAUGUCACUUUCUAAAAAAUUAUCAACUCCAUAACCAUAAUAGGAUACUGAAAAUCUAGCUACUAUUAAAAAUGGCAGAUUGACAAGAUCCAGAGCAUAAAAUUUAAAGGGCAAAAAGAACAAAAAUAAAAUAAUAUCUUCUUCUUAAAACUCUAGUAAAUAACAUACUUUUUUAAGAACUAGAAGCACAGUUAAGGGAAAAGAAUCCAAAAUUACUACUAAAAACAUAUCUGAUGAUUUUCCUUCAGUAAGAACUAGAAAGGGAAGUAUGAGAAGCUAGUAAAAUAAUAGCACAUACUAUUCUGAAAUAUCAAUCUCUCAUUCUUCACCACAUAUUUCCAAUAAUUUAAGCUAACCUUUUAUCUAUCAUGAUUAAAUCCUUAACCUAGAAGAUGAAUUUAACCAACUGUUCUCACAUCUUUAGUCAAUGAGUUCUUUAGAUUUUUCUGAUACAUUCAGUAUCCUGCAAGAUAUAAUAUAUAAAAUUAAAACCUAAGAACCUAAAAUUGAUAAUAUUAUUGGUAUUUUGGGAUCUGAUAAUGGCAAACUUCUCCUUUGCGCUAAAACUUUGCUAUUUAAUGAUAGUUUAUAUGGAACUAGCAAUACAACAUUUUCUACUUAACAAAUUAAUGAACUUCAAUAAGAACUUGAUUCUUUAAUUGAUACAUUAAAAGGCCUUCUAUUUAAAAGAUUCUUUGACUUUGAAGAAAAAUUAAGAUUACUCAAGACAGUCAAUAGCAGUUCAAGUAAGAAUAGAGAAUUUGAAGAGUUUGAAAAGGCGUCAUAGAAAAUAUCUCCAAAAGGAAAGAAGAAAGAAUUUGAUAAUUUAACUUAAUAAAUGUCUUCCUCUUCUUCUUCAUGCUCUGUGCGUCCUAGAAAACAAUCUUCUUCUCAAUAAAUAAAAGACUUUACACCAAGUUAAACUUAAUAAUUUUCACUGUUAUCAAAAGACUCAUCAGAAAUCAUGAUUCCAGCUAGUUCUUUAGCUGAGAAAGAAACUGUUUAAGAGCAAUCUCUGGCAAGUUUGAUUCAAAUGCAAAGCGAAGCUUCUUUAAAGAUGUCUCAAACUCCAAUGAGCGAUUUAUAAUAAAGUGUUGCUACGUAAAAAAUAUAAAACUCAAUCGAUUAGGCUAUAAUUAGCAAUAGUGCAGGCAGCAAUUCUACAAAUGGAGCUUUCCUUCUAAACUCUUCUCAUAGUUACUCACUCGGAGCUACUGAAAGCUUUGAUUAAAAGAUUUCUCGUUAAUAAAAUUCUGAGUAAAAUUAUAAUGAUAAAAUAAUUGACGAAUAAUCUGAAAACAAAUGUGAUAAAGAAAAUAACAUCAACAACUUAACUGAAGAUCAAAAGCUCAUGAGAAGGAAGAUAUGUCUUAAAAUUAUCAAGCCUCUAAUAAAAAUAUUGAAAGACUAACCUUCAGCAUAAAAUUAUGCCAAGAAUAUUGAGAUAAUGAUAAGACAAAAAUAUCCUUAAAUGUGUGGUGAGUAUAAAAACAUAUGCAAGAACUUGAUAACUCUCAUAAACUAAAUUGACUUUCAUACGACUUCAGAAAAGAUAGAGUUAUACCUUAGUUCACACAACCCAGAAAAUAUUUCAAUUCUUGAAGUGAAAAUUUAAAAUUACAACGGUGAAAGUGCAAUAAAUAAUGACAAUCUUAAAAAUCCUACUCAUUUGAAUGACGAAAGUAAUUUUAGUUAACAUGCUAACAGAACUCCUAAUUCAUGUAGAAAAUACUCAAAUACGAGUAUGAGAAUGGAGGAAGAAGAAAACAUGAAUAGAUACGAUAAUAGCUCUGAAUCAGGUGGUCAUCAUGAUGUCCAUAAUUAGAGCUAAUCUGGUGAAGAUAAGAGUGCUGUUUUUGAAGAAUUUGCUUCCAAAAACCUCUCAUCUGAAAAAAAAUAAUAACAAAAAUAAAUUUAAUAAAUCGACCAACAAAACAAGAUAAUUGUGGAUGAAGAGGAUGAUGAAGAGGAAGUUUAAGUAGAAGUUCAUCAAAAGAUUUCACUUUCUGUUAACAACUCACCUCAUAAUUCAUAAAUAGAGGAAAGCAAAAAAGAUAGUUUAUUAAAUCCAGUUGAAUAAAACCAAAUGAUUUUAGAUAAUCAUGGCAAGUUAGAGAUCAAAGAGGAAAAGAUGGAAGAAGAAGAAGUUGAAAACUCUUGCCUUCAAAAGGAAGAAAGAGAUGAUAAAGUAGAGGAAAAGUAGGAAGAUACUGAAUUAGACUUAAAAAUUAAAAUUAAUGAGAAUUCUACUCCAAUAAAGUCAAAUAAGGAGAAUGAAGAUAAUAUCUAAGUAGAAGAUGAUGAUGACGAAGAAGAAGAGGAGAUUGGAAGUUAAUACAGUUAAUAACUAAAGAAAAGCUAAGAAUAAAUACUAAAUUCCUCUAGAAAAUAAAGUAACGAAAGUAGGAAUGAAAGCUGCAAACUCUCUGAGUAGUUAUAAUGUUCGCCUUGUGACAAAUAUUUAUAAUUAGAUGCUUUAGAGUCACACUUUGAUCACGAUACCUCUAGCAAUAAACCAUGUUCUAUUGAAAAAACCUAAAUUUAACACAUAGAAAAUGAGCAUAAAUCUGUGAUCAACGAUGAACACCAAAAAGACAUAAUUACUGCCAGUAAUGAAAUAGAUGCAGAGCAUAACGAAAAAGUUAACGUCUCAAACAUAAAUAAUGAAGUGAAUGAGUCUUCCUCUACUCCUCUAUUGUGUGAUAAUAAUUAAAAUCCUGCUGCUCCUUCUCUAUAAUGA
Messenger RNA from Tetrahymena thermophila SB210, 4452 nucleotides. Its product is annotated as PWWP domain protein. The record is from RefSeq and is a predicted model, not a curated record. The transcript is spliced from 9 exons. Lineage: Eukaryota; Ciliophora; Oligohymenophorea; Hymenostomatida; Tetrahymenidae.